CGCAACAAGUUACUUCUGAGUGUAUUAUUAUAUUUCGUUCCAGAAAUGUGCCACUGUCAGUCAUAUGAAGAUACAACAGCAUCAGUGGAAUACAGCGUAAGCAGUAGUAGCAGCACAAGUGUUGGAGACCAUCCUGGUAGUCAUGAAAAAGGAAAGGUGUCAUCAGAACACACAAAUCACUCAAGAGAGGCGUUAAAUCUUCAAGCUAAUUCUCCAGAGCCAGUGGUAUUUAUUGAAGAUACAGGAGAUUAUGUUCCAGUUUCGCCUUUAAGAAAAAGAAAUCAAGUUAUCUCAGAAGACGACAUUGAUUGGCAGCAUCCGUAUGAAACGUGGGAUAGGGAAUAUAGGAGAUUUAGAUUUAAUAAUACAAAAGUUCAGCAUAUUGAAGCAGAGUGUCAGGAUGAUUACAUGAAAAUUCGUGUUGGCUUUAAUGGAUCAUUCACAGGUCUUGUAUAUUCUGCAGGGUAUGCUUAUGAUCCUGACUGCAUGUAUAUCAAUGGAACCGGUAGAGACUACUACGAAUUUUUCAUCCAGCUAAACAGAUGCGGCACAUUGGGAAAGAAUACACACAAUGAUGAAAAUCAGAAAACACCUACAAAGAAUUUUAUGUGGAAUACGAUCACUGUCCAAUACAAUCCAUUAAUAGAAGAAGAAUAUGACGAGCACUUCAAGGUGACAUGUGAAUACGGUUAUGAUUUCUGGAAAACCGUUACUUUCCCCUUUCUGGACGUUGAAGUUGCUACAGGGAAUCCUGUUGUGUUUACGCUGACUCCCCCAGAAUGUUACAUGGAAAUUCGGUAUGGAUAUGGUACCACAGGUAAUAGAGUAACCGAACCUGUGAGAGUUGGCGAUCCACUAACUCUUAUGAUUUAUAUGAGAAGCAAAUACGAUGGAUUUGACAUUGUCGUUAAUGAUUGUUACGCACACAAUGGAGCGGCAAAGAAAAUUCAAUUAAUUGAUGAAUAUGGCUGUCCUGUGGAUGACAAGUUAAUAUCAAGAUUUAGGGGAUCUUGGUCGGAUUCUGGAGUCUAUGAAACCCAAGUGUACGCCUACAUGAAGACUUUCCGAUUUACAGGAUCGCCAGCUUUAUACAUUGAAUGCGAUGUUAGGAUGUGUCAUGGCAGAUGUCCGAGUCAAACAUGUCAUUGGAGAAACAUUAAAAACGUCAGAAAAAGAUCUACGGAUACCAAUCUUACGACGGCUGCUCCAGUAUCGUUGUCAGAAAAUGUGAACUUAUUCCAGUCCUUAAGAGUUCUUCAAGAAGGUGAAACCGACGAAGAAAGAAAUAUAUCCGUGUCCAAUGCCCCUGUCGACCCAAACAGCGUCUGCUUGAAAACCGGAUGGUUUUCUGCUCUACUCGCGUUGGGAGGAGGUGGUAUGUGUCUUCUGGGCGGUGCUCUUCUAGCCACCUGUACAAGAAUGAAGAAGGUUGCCAUAGAUAAAGUUUUAGUUAGUAGUCAGUUUAAUGGUUACAUGAACCAUAGGGGAAGCAUCAAUUAAACAAAUCUUUGUAAAACCGGGAUCUCAUUGAAGGCUGCGCGGCAGUUUACGUCGACAAAGAGAAAUAGAAAAUAGAUAAUAGUUAAAAGAAAAGAGAGCAAUGUUGGCGCACCACGUUAAUGUGAAAUUAAGAAAUACCAGAUGAUUCACUGAAACACAACGAUUUGGCAACGCUGCUGACGAUAAAAUAGAGGAGCCGCGGGCUUGCGACGGAAACGUUGUGAAUCUAGAAAGUGGGAAGUUUAGUUAUCAUGGAGAAGUGGUCGGGCGAACAACGCGCAUUUGCUGUGAAAGCUUAUUACAAAAAUGGUGAAAGUCUUGUGCUUGCAUAAGAAGCGUUUCAUUUACACUACAUAGGGGAGUGCAUAUAGAUUUUCACUUCGGAAAAAAUCAAACAAGAUAGAACUUUUUGUAAUUUCAUUAAGUUGUCAUGUUGUUUAAUAAACAACAUAUCAAAAAGUUCUACUCGAGAAGUAGGUACUUCAUUUUUUAUUAAACAAAUGAACUACGAAAUUAGAUGUUUUUUAAAUAACUCCGAAAAUUUAAAUUUUAGAAAAAAAAUGAUGACCAUUGAAAAAUUCAGAAAAUUUUACAAAAAAAAAACUUAUAUAAAGAAUUUUCUAAAAUUAAAUCUGUAUCUUCUAUAAUUUUU
Molecule: messenger RNA, 2152 nt
Organism: Diabrotica virgifera virgifera (western corn rootworm)
Lineage: Eukaryota; Metazoa; Arthropoda; Insecta; Coleoptera; Chrysomelidae
Exons: 11
Coding region: 46-1500 (484 amino acids)
Source: RefSeq, a predicted model, not a curated record